AUGAACCAAGUGGUCUUCGAUUCAUCAUUGGGUUGUGCUGUUCAAACUAGAUCAUGUGAUCACUGUUUCCAUCGCAAGAUCAAGUGUGACCGGCGUAACCCGUGUUCGCCUUGUCAAGAUAACCAUGUAGAAUGCCAAUACGAGAGGCCUAGGAAGAAGCGCCGGUACAUUCGACCGGUAUCAGAUGAUCCAGAUGUCAACUCUAGAGUAUCUUCGGAGAGGCUCAACAUCUUGUAUGAGGAAAGGGCAGGCUGGUUGCCUGCUGAUACCAUUGACGUGCGCACCCCUACAGAGGCACAGCAACUGAAUUCAGUGCGUGUGAACAAUUCUACGAAUGCGCAAAUCACUACCGUCUCCCCUUUCCAGCUGGAGACAGAAUACUGGAACCUUGGUAUGGGGGAAUGCUUCUUCUACCCAACCAACCUUUUUGGAGUGGUCGACCUUCCUCCCUAUCUACCCUCACUGCCAUUUAACGUGCCUGAAAGUCCUGGAAUAUCGCUUUCAUCUCCACUCCAGCAUCUCUCGAGUCAAAACGGAGUGCUCGAUCGUUUCCUGGAUGACAGCUCCAUCCCACAGCUCAUCGACGUGUUCCUAGAGCGCCUACAACAAUCCAUGCCCUUCUUCACCCGCUCAUAUCUGCAUCAAAACAUCGCGCGUCAACGACAUCUCCAAGAUCGGUCUUUCGGCUCUUUGGUGCAGGCCAUCUGCUCCCUGGUCCUUUUGCAGCCCGUGCAGAGCCAGGAGAAACGCUCAUGGCCGAAUCGUGAAGCUAGAGCCGACGCACACUUGGCCCUGGCUGUAAAUUUACACUCACAGUCUGAUUUAGGUCAGAGCCCGACUCUAGAAACGAUCAUGACGAGUGUCUUCUUGUUUGCAUGUCAGUUCUGUAAGGGCAAUUUUGACGCAGCCAGAUUUCGGCUCAGGGAGGCAGCAGCUCUAGCCGAGGUGAUGAAUCUCGACAAGCCUGAAUCGUACGGCCGGAUUGGAGACACAGAAAAGCAAAGGAGGCUCCGCACACUGAUCAGCCUUACGAUCAUUGAGAGAAUCUACUCGGUCCAGAGAGACUACAUUCCGGGCACGAAAUCACUAAGCCGGAACAAGCUGCAAGAACUGCAGAAUGCCAUAGCAUCUUCCGAUGACAGGGGUGAAAGCGAGAACAUCAUUGCCAUGGAGUGUAUCAGCAACAUGCUUGAGCAGGUGGACUUCAUUGAUCCCGAUAUAAUAAAAUGCUGGAAGGGUUUCUGCUGGGAAGAAGAGACCCCGACACAUGUCACCAGAAGCACAAUACUCACUCUCCUACGAAGGUACCGGAUUCCACCACGGUUUUCUGGACUUUCUGGUAUCGAUACCCAUGCUCAGCAUGCAGAUAUCCUCGUUACCAGGCACUGGAUCAGGAUCAAGCUGUGGUCUUUGGCCAAUAGCCAUGGCUACGUUGAAGCCCUAUCUGACGAUGAGGAGUUCCGUCAUGAGUACGCCGUGACCAUUGCCAGCGAGGCUCUUGACACCUGUUCUCAGUUCCAGAUGACUAGUCUCGAAGUACAUGGCAUCGGACUUGUAUUUAUCCUUGAGAUUCCCGUUGAUAUAGACCCAAACUGA
This is a messenger RNA of Fusarium fujikuroi IMI 58289, 1596 nucleotides long. Its product is annotated as related to transcription activator amyR. Lineage: Eukaryota; Fungi; Ascomycota; Sordariomycetes; Hypocreales; Nectriaceae. The record is from RefSeq and is a predicted model, not a curated record. Gene Ontology annotation, molecular function: DNA-binding transcription factor activity, RNA polymerase II-specific; zinc ion binding. The transcript is spliced from 2 exons. Gene Ontology annotation, biological process: regulation of DNA-templated transcription. Bases 1 to 1596 code for a protein of 531 amino acids.